AUGUUUAGUGGAAAUUUUAUUGGGAUUGCCAACCCAAUAAAUUUAGUCAAGUCGCUAUCGAACGUUGAAGACGAGUCAAGCAAACACGAAUUUGGUUCUAAGGAAAUAACAAAAAUUUCUGAUAAAGAAGACGAAAAAAUUGAAGUUAGUUGCAAUCAAGUAUGGAGCCGGGGAAACUACACCAACAUUGGCAACGAAGAUUUUUCGAUAGCUCAUGUUCGAAUUGUCUACAAGGACUAUCACCUACACGAACUGAUGCUUUCUUUGCUUUAUUCGUCUACUAAUGUUUUUUGUUAUUCCAUCGACAGCAAAGCCAGUGCAGUUUUUAAAGAACAAAUGCAAAAUUUAUCUACGUGCUUUCCAAACGUUUACAUUUCACCGAUACAGUACAAUGUUGAUAGUUCGGGUCACAAUAUGGAUCGUGCCUUUAUCUCCUGCUUCUCCAUUAUUCGUAACCUAUCGUAUUGGCAAUACGCGACAGUAAUGCAGAAUUACGAUCUGCCGGUGAAAACAGAUAAAGAGAUGCUAAGAAUUUUGAAAGUACUGAACGGAAGUAACAGUAUCGUUUUACUUCCUCCGAUAAAAUCACGGGUACCAAAACAUAAAGACUGGACAUUCAAGGCGCUGAAACUUUUUAGAGACACUUCCAAAAACGAUCAGCGAGUGCUGCAAAUCUCUAAAGGUAACAUAGGGUCACUGCUUUCAAGAAGUUUUAUCGAAUUUUUAAUUGAUGAUUUAAACCCAGAAAUAUUUUUAUCACGCCUCGACAAAAUAAGAUAUGGAAAUGAUGAAAUGCUAUUACCAUCAUUGAAUUCCGACGAUAACAUCAAUUCACCAGGUGGAUUUACUAGGCAUUGCCUUAAAACUAACAAAGGGUAUAUCGCAAGAUUUGUUUCAUGGAACUACCACGGUCAGCCAUGUAAGAGUAACCUGCAUAGACACAAUAUUUGCAUAUACGGCUAUCAAGAUCUUCCUAUGUUUUUAAGAAAACUUCAUUUUUUUGCUAACAAACUGAUACCAGCAUACGACUACACAGCUAUUGCAUGCUGGGCUAAAUAUUUGGCUUACCGAUCCACAAUCGACAACCAUGAAGAAUCUAUAGAUGUUGAGCAGUACUCCAUGAUGCCGAAUGUCCUGUUUAAUAAAAAUAGAGAUUUUUGGCGAAGAAAUUUAGAUUUAUUCGACUGUUCCACCGGAAAAAUGGUUAACAGUUCAAGCAACAGCACCUUAUUGCAAAGUUCAACAUCGCCAACCUCACAAGACAGCUCCAGAUUAAGUACUGCGACAGCAACAACAACGUUUGAAGUGACAUCAUCGACACCAACAUCGACAAUCAAAACAGUACCAACAACCUCAGCAGUGAGUACAGCAACACCAGAAACAACGAUGUUGACACCUAUCAGAGAUUCUGCAGUUGAUGACAUCUGGAAUGGGAUAAAUAUUUUUGAGAAUUGA
Molecule: messenger RNA, 1455 nt
Organism: Enterobius vermicularis (human pinworm)
Lineage: Eukaryota; Metazoa; Nematoda; Chromadorea; Rhabditida; Oxyuridae
Source: the annotation of a GenBank genome assembly